GUCUUCAAGGAAACAAAUAAAACAAAAUUCUGUACAUGCAUAUAUAUGAAGCAGCAGAGUCUCCUAUGCUGUGGUCAACAAUACAUAUGGAACAAAAGGGUGGUUUUCUUCUUCGUUUGCUUGUAAUGUUUCUGGUUUUCUCCACAGUGCUCUCUUCUGCUAAAUCCAGAAGGCUCCACGGCAGCUUCAUGAAUGACUCGUCAGCCCCAGAUCAUCUAAUAACUCCUCAGCUAACAAAACAGGGGGAAAUGGAGAUGGAGAUGGAGAUGGGAGAGGGAGAAGAAGGGAGGAUGGUUAUUGAGAACAGAGACUACCCAGGAACAGGAGCAAACAACCAUCAUGAUCCAAAAUCCCCUGGAACAGCUUGACAAUAAUUUCUUAGAAUCCUGGUCUGUUGUAGUGCCAAAUGCUGUUGGAAUGUUGCAAGGUUUAAUGUUUGUACAAAGGAAUGAAUGUUCAUGGCAACAAAGCCUUUAAUUUCUGCCCCUUUUGUAUUUGUCAUUUACUCAUUUGCAAUCUAUAUAAAUUGUUUCAAGUGGUCCA
Molecule: messenger RNA, 543 nt
Organism: Diospyros lotus (date-plum)
Lineage: Eukaryota; Viridiplantae; Streptophyta; Magnoliopsida; Ericales; Ebenaceae
Exons: 4
Coding region: 36-368 (110 amino acids)
Source: RefSeq, a predicted model, not a curated record